Morus notabilis is the source of this 1647-nucleotide messenger RNA. RefSeq names its product serine/threonine-protein kinase CDG1. NCBI's taxonomy places the organism in Eukaryota, Viridiplantae, Streptophyta, Magnoliopsida, Rosales, Moraceae. Bases 1 to 1647 code for a protein of 548 amino acids. Gene Ontology annotation, molecular function: protein kinase activity; ATP binding. The record is from RefSeq and is a predicted model, not a curated record. Gene Ontology annotation, biological process: protein phosphorylation. The transcript has 10 exons.
AUGGCAAGUGCAAGUCCUCCUUGGCCGUCACAAGUUCUAAUUGUGUAUGACGCGACGAAGGAGCGCUCCGAUGGCGAGCUCAAGAGAACCGUCGACAAUGUGCGAUUUAGAGGCAACAUUCUCCGGUCAGGAGAUACUCUUGUUGUUAUUGGAAUCUUGCACACUCUUCACCACCCUAUGGGUUACCCCAUGAAAUUAUAUUCAGAAAAUUUUAUGACGAGUGACCGGGCAACAGAGAAAGAAGUCUCAAAGAAACUUGAUGCUUAUGUGAAGAUGCUCCUGGAAAGCGCUGAAAUUUGUAAAAAUGAAGGGGUAAUGUCAUGUGUAUUCUCUUAUAACCAGAUCAGCAUUGAAGUCAAAAUAAUUGCUGGGUAUCCCAGCAAGCAUGUUAUUUUGCAAGAAGUUACUUCCCGCAAUGCAAGUUGGGUUCUACUCGACAGGCACCUUAGAAAGGAAAUCCAAACUACGGUUAUACCAUGCAAGUUUUCAUUCAUUCAAGGUGACUUAACCUUGGAAGCGGGGAAGUUUGAGUUUACAGGUGAUCCUCAUGCAGUUCUUACAGAACAUAAAAACUUUAUCUCCCUAUCCAAGCAAGUUCCUGUAUCGAUCAGUAGACGUCGGGGUUCGAAAGAGAAUAAUUACUUGUUCCGACACACAUGUUCUUCUGCUCCUAUUCUUUGCAUAACCUGUGGGGCAAGAACUGAAACUUACUAUAUCAAAGAAGCCGUGAUAUUCAAGUACAAUGAAAUUCAGGCUGCUACAGAAAAUUUUUCCAAGGAAAACUUACUUGGAGAAGGUGGAUAUGGUCAUGUCUACAAGGGUCAACUCAACAGUGGACAGCUCAUCGCCGCGAAGGUGCGAAAAGAAGAAAGUAGUCAGGGAUUUGCAGAGUUCCAUUCGGAGGUUUACGUCUUAAGUUUUGCGCGUCACAAGAACAUAGUGAUGUUGCUAGGCUAUUGUUCCAAGGAGAACAUCAACAUAUUGGUUUAUGAGUAUAUAUGCAACAAGUCUCUUUAUUGGCACUUAUUUGAUAAAGAAGCAACUCCUCUAGAAUGGCACCAAAGAUAUGCUAUUGCCAUUGGGACUGCAAAAGGAUUGCGUUUCCUGCAUGAAGAAUGCCGCGGAGGUCCUAUAAUUCAUCGGGACAUGAGACCGAGCAACAUCUUGCUGACGCACGACUUUAUUCCAAUGCUGUGUGAUUUUGGGCUCGCGAAAUGGAAAACAAGCGACGAUCCUGUGCAGACGAGGAUACUUGGAACAUUAGGAUAUCUUGCUCCAGAGUAUGCAGAAAAUGGCAUUGUUUCUGUACGGACGGAUGUGUAUGCAUAUGGCAUUGUUCUGUUACAACUUAUCUCUGGACGCAAAGUGGUGAUCGACGUAGAAGGAGAGGAGAUGCAACAAUCUAUAAGGCAGUGGGCGGAACCAAUAUUACAGAGGCUGGCACUACAUGAGCUGAUUGAUCCUCGGAUUGAAAAUUCACACGACACAUUUGAGUUCUACCGCAUGGCUAAAGCUGCAUACUCAUGCGUGCAAAGAAGCCCUGAAAUGCGCCCAUCCAUGGGAGAGGUUGUGCGCCUUCUUGAAGGGGACAAUGAUCAUUUUCGUCACUUUGGAGAUCAAUUCAUACCUCAUCACUCGAAAGAGUAA